AUGUCUACCCGUGUGACGCCAAAUCCCGGGAGAUACUUCCCCCAAGUUCCUCUGCGAGUGUACCAGGCCUUGUUUAUCUCUGUCCAAGUAGCUACUUCGUCUUCUGGGUACUGCACAGGCACUGGUAAAAUGGAGCAGCAGGAACUUUCACCCCAGCACAGUAAAACAAUGGCGGAUCCAUUGUCUGUACACAAUGGCUCCAGCUCCUUUUUUAACGCUUCUAUUCGAGUCUUGUGUCUCAUCUUGCGGUCCAUUUGUCUCUUUCCCCGCGUAUUGGGAAUGGGUAAAGUUAGUAUAAAGGAGCUGGUUCUGUCUUCUUCCUCAUUUCCUCAGCACGAGGUUGAGUAA
Molecule: messenger RNA, 348 nt
Organism: Aspergillus oryzae RIB40
Lineage: Eukaryota; Fungi; Ascomycota; Eurotiomycetes; Eurotiales; Aspergillaceae
Exons: 2
Coding region: 1-348 (115 amino acids)
Source: RefSeq, a predicted model, not a curated record